GCAUCCAACUGUCCGUACAUACCGUCAGCUGUUGUGUGGGUUUACUUAUUUCCCCUCUCUCCUCCCCCUCUAUAUAUUUCUGAUCCUAAGAAAUUUAGGAACGUUGAUGGUAUUGCAGCCAAAAUAGAUUCCAACCAACCACAUUGUUAUUCUGUGUGUGGCACCGUUUUUUUCCCGAAAGAGUGCUGCCUACCCGGUGCGUCUCCAGCGUUUUCCAUUUGGAAAUAGGGGUCGUCUGUGCGCGCUGGUGAGCAACUAGAGUGACUCAACCAAGUUUCCCUUCUGUCUGAGGAAUGAGUAUACAUACGGUCGGGAGAGGACGAGCCGAACAGCGCAUGAUUGAAUGAAUAAAAUGCAAAGCAAAGACCUCGACACUGAUUUGGUGGGAAAUGCGUUGCCUGAAGCAAUAUCUCCCCACCCGGCUCAGGACCCAAACCCCACAAAGGAAGACGCUGAGGGGUUGACAAGCCCCUAUAAAACAGGCCCAGCCCAGAUAAUGGAAACCUACACGAAAAAGGACAAAGAAAAGAAAGUAGGGACUCACACAAAACUGGACGUCAUCCCGAAGUCACCUGCUACACCGACGUUGCCCAUGCCUGGCUCAAGUCCUAGCCCCAAACCUAAUAAAGACGCAGUGAAGUCAGAGGACAGACAGAAGCUGGCCAAGGAGCGGAGAGAGGAGAAGGCCAAAUAUCUGGACAAGCUCGGCCAGAUACAAGCGGCGAAGAAGUCCCAAUGGCUGGAGAAAGAGGAAAAGGCCCGGCAGCUGAGGGAGAGCCAGCUGGACGAGCGGCGCAGGAAGCUGGAGGAGCAGCGGAUCAAGACAGAGAAACGUCGCGCCGCCCUGGAGGAGAGGCAGAAACAGAAACUAGAGAAGAACAAGGAGCGGUAUAAGGCUGCCCUCCAGCGGUCCACGAAGAAGACCUGGGCUGAGAUCCGCCAGCAGAGAUUGUCCUGGGCCGGAGGCCUCGGCCAGAACUCGAGCCAGAGAGAAAGCAGAUGCUCGGUGUCGGCGGUCAACCUGCCCAAACACGUGGACUCGGUUAUAAACAAGAGACUCUCCAAGUCCUCCGCCACCCUCUGGACCUCCCCCAACAGAACCCGUAACCUCCAGCUGAGCCCGUGGGAGAGCAGCAUUGUGGACCGACUGAUGACGCCCACCCUGUCCUUUCUGGCCCGUAGCCGCAGCGUCGCCAGCGUGCUCAGCAACGGUAAAGGCCAGUCGCCCCUAUGCCCUCGUUCGGCCUCGGCCAGCCCGCUGACGCUGUGUGCCCACCGGCCUCACCACCGCUGCUCUGACCGCUGGAGGGUGACAUCCAGCACGCCCGACAUCACCCAGCGCCGACGCGACUCCACGCCGAUAGAGAAGAAAAAGAAAGAGAAGAAGGACAAGGAGCGGGAGAAUGAGAAGGAGAAGAGUGCUCUCAGCAAAGACAAGGUGCUGAAGAAGAGACAGUCCUUACCCAGCAUGAGACACAGACCGGACCCCAGUCCUAGUCCCUUAUCCAGACAGCGGGCUGCCUCACCCGCCACUACUCCUAGAGCAAGACCUUCCUCCUCCUCUCCCAGCCCCGCUGCCUCCCCCAAACCCCCCUCUUCAGCCCGGGCUAGCCCCUCCACCCCCAAGGCCCGGCCCAAGAGGGCUAGGACCCCGGCCCGGGUGGACCACGGGCGCACCUCCUCCCCCGUUCCCCUGGAGAGGACCAGGGAGACCCGCGGCCGUAGGUCAGCCACGCCCGAGGAUCCCAAAGGCAAGAGCUCCCCCGUUCCUUCAAUCGUGGUAUCCUCCGCUCUGGCCACGCCCCCUUCACUGAGUACACCAAUCACGACGGCCAGCGCCGCUCCCGCUGAGGUCCCUCCUUCCGCCCAAUCAACCCCCAGUGUCCCUGCAUCGUCCCCAGCCCCAGCCUCCUCAUCAGCCAAGCCCAUGGCGGGCACUAACAACCCAGAGGAGGCCGCCCGGAUCCUGGCCGAGAAGAGGAGGCAGGCCCGAGAGCAGAGGGAGCGGGAGGAGCAGGAGAAGCGCGAGCUGGAGGAGAGAGAGAAGGUCCUGCGAGAGGAGCGUAAGCUGCGGGAGGCGGAGGAGAGCCAGCGCAGAGAUGAGGAGGCGCGCCUCAUGGCUGAGGAGCAGCGCCUGAGAGACGAGGCCCAGCGUGUGGAUGAGGAGAAGGAGGCACAGGAGAGAGCCAGGGCAGAGCAGGAGGAGAAUGAGCGCCUACAAAAACAGAGAGAGGAGGCUGAGGCUAAGGCCAAGGAGGAGGCCGAGAAACAGCGCCUGGACAGAGAGAAACACUUCCUGAAGGAGGAGCAGGAGAGACUGGAGAGGAAGAAGCGUCUCGAGCAGAUCAUGAAGAGGACGCGCAAGACAGACGGUGGGGAAAAGAAAGACACCAAGUCCCCACCUCCCUCUCAAGUCAAUGGCAAAGCGGCCGAGAGCAGCAAAGCCUCUGCUGAUUACCAGCCAAGCCCAGAGAUCAACAAGGAUACAGAGAACGACCAUAGUGGUGAGAGAGACAGCUCCACGGUCCAUGUGGUCAACGGUGUCCAGCCAGCCAGUCACGAGAAUGGCCUGCCUAGCAAGGGGGACAACGCACACUUUGAGGAGAUCAUCCAGCUAGCCAAUCAAGGCAACAGCAGCAAUGGGGGGCGGGAGAAAUCAGAGAGCGACAUGCCCACUGAGCCAAUCCUGGCCUUUGAAAGUGAGGAGCCCUUCCUGAAAAAAGUGGGCCCCAUGAAGCCUCAGCAUGUCGCAGAGGUCCUGUGAGGUGUGCCACUCACGAAGGCGAUUCUUAGGCCCCCCCACCUUCCCGAACCCAGCCUCCGCUCGUAUGGGUAGAGAGCCCCUUUCUUCCCAAAGGGGCACUUUCCCUAUGACAUGUGCCAAACCAAUCAUAGACUGCUUUCUAGGCCCCAAAAAACAUAAACUUUGCCUGGGAAAAGGGCCGAAGAAGAUGAAGAAGCAAAAAAAGACACAAGCAAAAUACAAAACAGGAUAUGACAUCAUCGCCACCCGAUAGGGUGCAUCAGUGUUAUCAUUUGUAGAUGGUAGAAGAUAUCACAGCAUCAAUUCUUCCAUAACAGUAUCGUCCAGAUUUCACCAGUCCUGAGGGGGAAGAAAAAAUACACAUUUGACACUAAUGAGUAAUUGUUAUUAUUAUGAUGAGUUGAAAGAGAAAUGAGUUGGCUUUUUUGCUUCUAAUGUUUAGUUUAUUUAAGUUGAAGAGAAAUGUAAAGACUAGGUACAGUUUUGUGUGAAUAAUGUAAAUGAAAACGUGAGCGUUGGACUAAAGGAGGGAGGGGUCUGUGGAAUAAAUAGUGUAUGAAUUUAUGAAAAGGAAGCCCAAUGUUUACUUAACUCCUGCCUUUCAAGGUUUGCCCAGUAACUAAUAUGUAUUGAAAACAUAAUAGGGCCUCUGUAAAAAGAAGACGUUUGACAACGUUUUGACAAUGUAAGAAUUACGUUGUUGCAGCACAGCGCCAGCUGUCUCCAAGGAGUCCUGUGUCGACAGGUUUUCUGUUUUAGCCGUUCCACUCCUCAAUUAUGAUUGAUUGUACUCUGAAGUGAAUAUAGAAAUGAACAAGGGAUCAGUUGAACGAAAAACAGCACGCACAUGGGUACUCCAGAUUCAGUGAUCCAUUCAGUUUAAUCAGUGUUGAAACAGAAUGUACACAAGGGCAUCCCAUCCCACCAUAUAAAAAAAGUCACCGUGCAGUUGAGCUUUUUUCUAAACCUGAGCAAGAAGCAUGAUACGUUGCCUCCUCCAUUGAGAUUCCACAGAUUCGAAUGUGUUUGAAAAUGAAAUGCUGGUGUGUGUGUAUAUGCUAUAAAUAUAUUUUGUUGUGUGUUAAAGGGUCAGAGGGAGUAUCGGAGUCUUAUUAAAGAGGAAAAUGUUGUCCA
Molecule: messenger RNA, 3898 nt
Organism: Oncorhynchus masou masou (cherry salmon)
Lineage: Eukaryota; Metazoa; Chordata; Actinopteri; Salmoniformes; Salmonidae
Gene: map7d1a
Product: MAP7 domain containing 1a
Exons: 19
Coding region: 344-2764 (806 amino acids)
Biological process (GO): microtubule cytoskeleton organization
Cellular component (GO): microtubule cytoskeleton
Source: RefSeq, a predicted model, not a curated record